GUGUUGAGGACAGCAGUGCUGAGGUCCGGAGCUGCUGGAGCCCGGCCGGCCGUCGCGAUGCGGGGCGCGAGUCGCGGCGGGGUAGCCGGGGCGCUACUGGUGCUGCUGCUGGUGCUGUCGGUGCGCAGCGGUGACGCGUCCAAGGCCAGCGCCGGGCUCGUCACCUGCGGGUCAGUGCUGAAGCUGCUGAACACCCACCACAAAGUGCGGCUGCACUCACACGACAUCAAAUACGGAUCCGGCAGCGGCCAACAGUCGGUAACCGGCGUGGAGGCGUCCGACGAUGCCAAUAGUUACUGGAGGGGUCGUGGGGAGGACGGGUGCCCGCGCGGGCUCCCAGUGCGUUGUGGGCAGGCAGUGCGGCUCACGCAUGUGCUCACCGGCAAGAACCUGCACACGCACCACUUCCCGUCGCCGCUCUCCAACAACCAGGAGGUGAGUGCUUUCGGGGAAGAUGGCGAGGGUGACGACCUGGACCUGUGGACAGUACGAUGCUCUGGGCAACACUGGGAGCGCGAGGCCAGCGUCCGCUUCCAGCAUGUGGGCACCUCUGUGUUCCUGUCGGUCACUGGUGAGCAGUAUGGUAACCCAAUUCGUGGACAGCAUGAGGUGCACGGCAUGGCUAGCGCCAAUGCUCACAACACAUGGAAGGCCAUGGAAGGUAUCUUCAUCAAGCCUGGAGCAGAUCUCUCUACAAGUCAUGAUGAACUCUGAGAACUGGAUGGGUGAAGGGAGGGAGGGUGGCUGGGUAGGGAUUCUGUAGGGCCACUCUUGUGUGAGACUUUGUUUGUAGAGUCCUCAAGUGCCUUUAUGAUUAAAAAAUGUUGGUUUGUGUUUAUA
Cricetulus griseus (Chinese hamster) is the source of this 840-nucleotide messenger RNA. The record is from RefSeq and is a predicted model, not a curated record. Lineage: Eukaryota; Metazoa; Chordata; Mammalia; Rodentia; Cricetidae.